Nymphaea colorata (pocket water lily) is the source of this 973-nucleotide messenger RNA. RefSeq lists its product as uncharacterized. NCBI's taxonomy places the organism in Eukaryota, Viridiplantae, Streptophyta, Magnoliopsida, Nymphaeales, Nymphaeaceae. The transcript is spliced from 2 exons. The record is from RefSeq and is a predicted model, not a curated record. Bases 209 to 706 code for a protein of 165 amino acids.
AAAAGGAGUUUCGAGAAUCAGGGUACGAACGGCAUAUUGGGCCAUAUUUGGUCACAGGACGAUUCGGUUCCCAGUUUCUAAUAAAUGGUCCGAUUAAUGGACACCGGCAAAUGGUGAGGAGAAGGGGCGGAGAGAGGGGAACGUGCCAGAAGAAGCAUCGACUCGAUCGCGUCGCAUUUGGGAGAAGUUACCCAAGAGAGGGAGUGAUAUGGAGAUGGAUCCUUCUGCCUCUUCUUCUUUUCCAUAUGUUCAGAACGGGGAAGCACCGGACUUGAUGGGCUUGCUGGCGCUGGCUCGCGAAUUCGUCCAGCAAGGGCAGCCUUCUCAUGCUCUUCAAGCGGUCGUUAUGGCAGUGAAGUCCAGUGGUGGAGAUGCUGCUGUUUCACAGACACUGGACAGAGCCCGUGAAUUAUAUCGAAAGAAGAUGCAGGUGAACGUUGUGGCAGAUGAACUCGCUUCCUUGUUUGCUGAAUGUGUGAUUUCUGAAGCACAACCAAUGCACCCUGCACCAUUGCCGUUUGAUACUGGAGGCCAAAUGCUCACUCCAGAUGCUGAAGGGAACUCAAUCCUUGAAAAAACUGGAAGAAAACAGAUAAUGUUGGACGCCUUUGCAGAUGGCAGCAGCUUUAUUUGUCUGCAGUGCGGAGGCCUGGUUAGCAAUCUGCGUAAAGACGAGCAUUUCGCGUAUUGGUGCUGUGCAAUUUGAUAGCAGAUUUUGUGCUUGUCGCCUAUGUGCUGUCCUCUGGUUUGUUACAUGGUACUAGGUGUCAGUCCCGAGGUGUAUCAGGUAUACUGGAGUCUUGUGAUGGAGUCGUAUUCUGUAUCUUAUAAGCGCAUAAGAUGUUAGUAUGAUGAUAAGAUGUUAGUAUGAUGACGGGAUGAUUGUGGGAUCAUGAAAUCAGUUCAACCAUCAUGAAAAGCAAUAAUGAACGUUAGCUUUUCAUCUCCAACGAACAUGGAGAUUUUUAUGUCA